Messenger RNA from Rhizoctonia solani, 642 nucleotides. Its product is annotated as glutathione S-transferase. Gene Ontology annotation, molecular function: glutathione binding; glutathione transferase activity. Gene Ontology annotation, cellular component: cytoplasm. Lineage: Eukaryota; Fungi; Basidiomycota; Agaricomycetes; Cantharellales; Ceratobasidiaceae. Bases 1 to 642 code for a protein of 213 amino acids. The transcript is spliced from 5 exons. The record is from RefSeq and is a predicted model, not a curated record.
AUGGUCGUCAAAGUCUAUGGCAUGGGUAUGUCUACAUGCACCAGACUGGUGCUCAUGACCUGCUACGAGCUUGGAGUCGAGUACGAACUACACCAUGUCGAUCUUAUCAAGGGCGAACAAAAGAGCCCCGAAUAUAUUGAAAACAUGCAACCAUUCGGAAUUAUCCCAGUGUUGAUCGACGAAGAUGGGACUCGAAUAUAUGAAUCUCGGGCCAUCUCACGGUACCUGACCGUUAAGUACAGAAAGGACGCCGGCCUGAUCCCGCCUUUCUCGGAUCCCAAGGCUUAUGGGUUAUUCGAACAAGCGGCCAGCAUUGAAUAUUCCACAUUCAACCCAGCCGCUGGCGCCAUCUACCUCGAGAAUCUUCAUGCGGAACUUGAAGGCCGCGAGCCGGACGCUGAAGUGCUAGAGAAAAAACGCCAAACGUUGUUAUCCAAGCUCGAAGCCUACGAACGCAUCCUAUCUAAACAAAAGUACCUGGCAGGAGACGGACUUACCCUUGCCGAUUUGUUCCAUGUGCCUUACGGAAAGGCAGUCGAGCGAUAUGUGCCGGGUGUUUUUGAUUCGCAGCCGAAUGUGAAGAGGUGGUGGGCUGAUAUAACUGCCCGCGAGUCGUGGAAAGCGGUAUCUGAUCUCAAAUGA